This is a messenger RNA of Coregonus sp. 'balchen', 10335 nucleotides long. NCBI's taxonomy places the organism in Eukaryota, Metazoa, Chordata, Actinopteri, Salmoniformes, Salmonidae. The record is from the annotation of a GenBank genome assembly.
AUGGUCACAGGUCAAUGGAACCUUUUGAGAGUUUAGUUGAAGUGAAAUUAGCUGGAACUUUAGACAUUUCUGACAUCCCAAAUGGUUAUGAUUUCCUUUAUUUAAAAAAAGAGGUGUGACAAUCAUGUAAGCAUUUUACAAUGUAGUAACACAGCAGGUUGGUUGUAUUUGUAAAGCCCCUUUUCAUCAACAGUUGUCAUCGCAGAGUGCUUUACAGUAAAAAAAUAUAUAAUUGGCAGUGUUUUGAAUGCAGUCUUGAAAAAGUGCAAGUGAAUUACUGAUUUCAUCCCAAGAUGCACGAUUUUCCUGUUUUCCUGGUCCACCCUCACAACCCCCCUGUAUAGUCCUGGUCCACCCUCACAACCCCCUGUAUAGUCCUGGUCCACCUCACAACCCCCUGUAUAGUCCUGGUCCACCUCACAACCCCCUGUAUGGUUCUGGUCCACCCCACAACCCCCUGUAUAGUCCUGGUCCACCCCACAACCCCCUGUAUAGUUCUGGUCCACCCCACAACCCCCUGUAUAGUCCUGGUCCACCCCACAACCCCCUGUAUGGUUCUGGUCCACCCCACAACCCCCUGUAUAGUCCUGGUCCACCCCACAAUCCCCUGUAUAGUCCUGUUCCACCCUCACAACCCCCCUGUAUAGUCCUGGUCCACCCUCACAACCCCCUGUAUAGUCCUGAUCCACCCUCACAACCCCCCUGUAUAGUCCUGGUCCACCCCACAACCCCCUGUAUGGUUCUGGUCCACCCCACAACCCCCUGUAUAGUCCUGGUCCACCCUCACAACCCCCUGUAUAGUCCUGGUCCACCCCACAACCCCCUGUAUGGUUCUGGUCCACCCCACAACCCCCUGUAUAGUCCUGAUCCACCCUCACAACCCCCCUGUAUAGUCCUGGUCCACCCCACAACCCCCUGUAUGGUUCUGGUCCACCCCACAACCCCCUGUAUAGUCCUGGUCCACCCUCACAACCCCCUGUAUAGUCCUGGUCCACCCCACAACCCCCUGGUCCACCCUCACAACCCCCCUGUAUAGUCCUGGUCCACCCUCACAACCCCCUGUAUAGUCCUGAUCCACCCUCACAACCCCCCUGUAUAGUCCUGGUCCACCCCACAACCCCCUGUAUGGUUCUGGUCCACCCCACAACCCCCUGUAUGGUUCUGGUCCACCCCACAACACCCUGUAUAGUCCUGUUCCACCCCACAACCCCCUGUAUAGUCCUGGUCCACCCCACAACCCCCUGUAUGGUUCUGGUCCACCCCACAACCCCCUGUAUGGUCCUGGUCCACCCCACAACCCCCUGUAUGGUUCUGGUCCACCCCACAACCCCCUGUAUAGUCCUGGUCCACCUCACAACCCCCUGUAUAGUCCUGGUCCACCCCACAACCCCCUGUAUGGUCCUGGUCCACCCCACAACCCCCUGUAUGGUCCUGGUCCACCCCACAACCCCCUGUAUGGUUCUGGUCCACCCCACAACCCCCUGUAUAGUCCUGGUCCACCUCACAACCCCCUGUAUAGUCCUGGUCCACCCCACAACCCCCUGUAUAGUCCUGGUCCACCCCACAACCCCCUGUAUGGUCCUGGUCCACCCCACAACCCCCUGUAUGGUUCUGGUCCACCCCACAACCCCCUGUAUAGUCCUGGUCCACCCCACAACCCCCUGUAUAGUCCUGGUCCACCCCACAACCCCCUGCUGUGGGAUUAUUUAAGAUACUAUUUGAAGAGGUAGAGUUUCAGAUGUUUUUGGAAGAUGGGCCAGGACUCUGCUGUCCUAACUUCAGAGGGAAGCUGGUUCCACCAUUGGGGUGCCAGGACAGAGAAGAGCUUGGACUGGGCUGAGCGGGGGCUUCCCUCCUGUAGGGGUCGGAGGGCCAAGAGACCAGAGGUGACAGAACAGAGUGCUCGGGUUGGGGUGUAGGGUUUGAGCAUAGCCUGAAGGUAGGGAGUGGCAGUUCCUCUUGCUGCUCCGUAGGCAAGCACAGAGCAGAAAGCUUAGCUCCAACUUGAAAAACCUCAGGCAAAAAGUCUGUCAACUUAAAAUGAUGCAUUUGCUCAUGUUGUCUCAUAUGUUCAUUCAACUAGAAAGUUUUAACUAAAAAAGGCUGUGCAACUGGUUACACACACAGUGCUUUCAACAUACAAUGUUUUCAACUUACAUAUUUGACACACGUUAACACCCAUGAUUACAUUGUGCAUGUUCUUUUAUACAGUCAUUAUUAUUUCUCACCUGGGAUUUGAACUAACAACCUCUUGGUCCACAGUAUACCGAUCUUCCUGCCACACCACCAUGUCUGUGUCAAUGACUUCAAAGUAAAUCUCAGCUCUGUUAAAAGUACACUCAAGAAAAACUAUUUUAUUUAUCAUAGUGAUUAAGGAGUUACAUUAAAACAGAGUAAUAUGCCAACAUUAGACAAAAACAUCUUGUGAAGGCCUAAUUACAUAUGACGAACUAUGGUUGGCGAUUGAUUAUUUUCAGAUGGGGGAAACCCCUGGUCUCAAUGGCAUUCCAAUUUUCAUGAACUACUGAAAGGUCCAUUACUAUCAUGUUUUAAUGACUCAUAUAUAAAUGACAAACUGUCGGACACACAAAAAGAGGGACUGAUCUCUCUCCUACUGAGGCAGGAGCCAGGGGGGGGGGGGGGGGGGGGGGGGGGGGGCAAUACAAAGACCCAUUCUCUUUAUUGGAGGCCCUCAACCUUCAAUGUUGUGACACAAAACAAAAAUAUUGGCUAAAUGUAUUGCUCGUAGAAUAAAAAAGGUCCUACCAGACAUUAUUCAUCACGAUCAGACGGGAUUCUUAAAAGGAAGAUAUAUAUUGGAGACAACAUUCGACAACUACUAGAAAUAAUGGAAAACUAUGAGAAUGCAGAGAAACCAGGUAUAAUCUUUAUAGCAGAUUUUGAGAAAGCAUUUGAUACAGUAAGUCUCUAGAAUCUGUUGCCUGGAUUAUUUAAACUUUGGAGAAUCUCUCAUAAAAUGGGUGAAAGACAUUACGUUAUGUAAAAUAAUAAAUAACGGUUACUUCUCUGAGAACUUUGAAUUGUCAAGUGAUGUAAAACAGGGUUGCCCUCUGUCACCAUACCUAUUUAUUAUGGCCAUUGAAUUGUUACCUAUAAAAAUAUGUUCUAAUGAUAACAUUAAGGGGCUAAAAAUUUAUGGAUUAGAGACAAAAGUAUCGAUGUACGACAAUGAUUCCAGUUCUCUCUUGACUCCUCAAUCUUCAACCUUGAACGGCCUAAUUGAGGACCUGGAUAAUUUCUCCAGUUUCUCUGGACUAAAACACAACUAUGAGAAGUGUACUAUAUUACUGAUAGGGUCUCUAAAAGAAACAAACUUUAAAUUGACAUUUGGUCUCCAAAUUAAACAUCCAUUUACAGGAAGAUUACCCUGAUUCAUUCUCUAGUGAUAUCGCAGUUUACGUAUUUAUUAAUUGCCCUACUGACUCCAGGAGAAUCCUUUUUCAAAUAAUGUGAGAAAUAAACAUUUCACUUUAUUUGGAAUGGCAAACCGGACAAAGUUAAACAAGCAUAUUUACAUAAUGAACAUGAGUUUGGAGGGUCAAAACUAUUACAUAUUAAGGCCUUAAACCUCUCUCUUAAAGCCUCCAUUGUACCGAAAUUGUAUCUAAAUCCAAAUUGGUUUUCUAGCAAGCUACUAAGUAAGGCCCAUCCUAUGUUUAAGAGUGGGCUCUUUGCCUUUUUACAGAUUAAAACCUUCAUUCUUGGUGGAUUGACAAUGGAUCCCUGUUUAAAGUAUUCUCCUUUUUAAAUGAAGUCAUACAGAGUUGGCUACAAUAUUACAGCAAAUAAUAUGGCCAAACUCCAAUAUACUGAUAGAGAAAAACAUUAUUUUUUUGGGAAAUAAAUGUACAAGAAGGGUAUAAUAUUUAUGAAGGACAUUGUGUAGUGUCUGAAGGUCUAUUGAUUUUGCUGAUGUUUGCAAAUGGUGUAAUAGAUGAACUUUACUCUGCUUUGCUGAAGCAUUUGGAAAAGCAUUGCUACAUAGGCUUCUUGGAAUAGAGGACAUUUGGAGAUACAGUGGGGGAAAAAAGUAUUUAGUCAGCCACCAAUUGUGCAAGUUCUCCCACUUAAAAAGAUGAGAGAGGCCUGUAAUUUUCAUCAUAGGUACACGUCAACUAUGACAGACAAAAUGAGAAAUAAAAAUCCAGAAAAUCUCAUUGUAGGAUUUUCUAUGAAUUUAUUUGCAAAUGAUGGUGGAAAAUAAGUAUUUGGUCAAUAACAAAAGUUUCUCAAUACUUUGUUAUAUACCCUUUGUUGGCCCAAAGGGCACAGGUCAAACGUUUCUGUAAGUCUUCACAAGGUUUCACACACUGUUGCUGGUAUUUUGGCCCAUUCCUCCAUGCAGAUCUCCUCUAGAGCAGUGAUGUUUGGGGCUGUCGCUGGGCAACACAGACCUUCAACUCCCUCCAAAGAUUUUUUAUGGGGUUGAGAUUGGAGACUGGCUAGGCCACUCCAGGACCUUGAAAUGCUUCUUACGAAGCCACUCCUUUGUUGCCCGGGCGGUGUGUUUGGGAUCAUUGUCAUGCUGAAAGACCCAGCCACGUUUCAUCUUCAAUACCCUUGCUGAUGGAAGGAGGUUUUCACUCAAAAUCUCAAGAUACAUGGCCCCAUUCUUCUUUCCUUUACACGGAUCAGUCGUCCUGGUCCCUUUGCAGAAAAAACAGCCCCAAAGCAUGAUGUUUCCACCCCCAUGCUUCACAGUAGGUAUGGUGUUCUUUGGAUGCAACUCAGCAUUCUUUGUCCUCCAAACACGACGAGUUGAGUUUUUACCAAAAAGUUCUAUUUUGGUUUCAUCUGACCAUAUGACAUUCUCCCAAUCCUCUUCUGGAUCAUCCAAAUGCACUCUAGCAAACUUCAGACGGGCCUGGACAUGUACUGGCUUAAGCAGGGGGACACGUCUGGCACUGCAGGAUUUGAGUCCCUGGCGGCGUAGUGUGUUACUGAUGGUAGGCUUUGUUACUUUGGUCCCAGCUCUCUGCAGGUCAUUCACUAGGUCCCCCGUGUGGUUCUGGGAUUUUUGCUCACCGUUCUUGUGAACAUUUUGACCCCACGGGGUGAGAUCUUGCGUGGAGCCCCAGAUCGAGGGAGAUUAUCAGUGGUCUUGUAUGUCUUCCAUUUCCUAAUAAUUGCUCCCACAGUUGAUUUCUUCAAACCAAGCUGCUUACCUAUUGCAUAUUCAGUCUUCCCAGCCUGGUGCAGGUCUACAAUUUUGUUUCUGGUGUCCUUUGACAGCUCUUUGGUCUUGGCCAUAGUGGAGUUUGGAGUGUGACUGUUUGAGGUUGUGGACAGGUGUAUUUUAUACUGAUAACAAGUUCAAACAGGUGCUAUUAAUACAGGUAACGAGUGGAGGACAGAGGAGCCUCUUAAAGAAGAAGUUACAGGUCUGUGAGAGCCAGAAAUCUUGCUUGUUUGUAGGUGACCAAAUACUUAUUUUCCACCAUAAUUUGCAAAUAAAUUCAUAAAAAAUCCUACAAUGUGAUUUUCUGGAGAAAAAAAUUCUAAUUUUGUCUGUCAUAGUUGACGUGUACCUAUGAUGAAAAUUACAGGCCUCUCUCAUCUUUUUAAGUGGGAGAACUUGCACAAUUGGUGGCUGACUAAAUACUUUUUUUCCCCACUGUAUGUGGAGGCCAGGGAUUGGUCUGUCAAAAACCAACCAUUUUAUGUUACAUAGGAUAAAUACCACGUUUUGAACAAAGGACGGGGGAGAAACAACAUAUUAACAGAUUGGGCCGUUGUUCUCCAGAUAUCUGCAGAUGUCUGUAAAUUGAUACUGUGAUCUUUGAUGCAAUAAACCUUUGUAAUCAAAGUACAGUGUAAGCGGGCUUCUUAUCAUCACAGCAUAAUUAGCAACAUAUUUUGAGACACCACAAUUGUAAACAAGAACGGUAACAUUAUGUCACACAAGCAACUAACAACAGUGUAUGGAGGUGUAUGCUCAAUACAAUGUAUUUAUUAUUUUUGUAAGAUUGUAUUUAUUUUAUUUACAAAAAAAAUCCACAUACAAACGACAACAUACAGACGCACACAAACAUCCACAACAUCACCCCUGCCCAGACCCACCUGCUCACACCCCCAUCUCCAGCACCUGUAUCACUCCCCGCCACAUGGCAUCAAACUGCACCAUUUUGUUUCUCUCCAUCGACCCACGAACUUUCAACAUUUAGAUAAUAAAGCAUUUGAACUUUCCAUUGUGUUAACGAUUUCCAGUUUUUAAGAAUACGUUUUUUCCAAGAUGAUAGAUGAGAAAAGUAUGGUCCAACCCAUCGGGUAUCUCUGCAUCCUCAUAUGCCAUGUCUUGAAAUAAAAUGCAGACAGACGGCUUACAUUUACAUUUUAGUCAUUUAGCAGACGCUCUUAUCCAGAGCGACUUACAGGAGCAAUUAGGGUUAAGUGCCUUGCUUAAGGGCACAUCGACAGAUUUUUCACCUAGUCGGCUGGGGGAUUAGAACCAGCGACCUUUCGGUUACUGGCACAACGCUCUUACCCACUAAACUACCUGCCGCCCGGCUUAAAAGUAGAGUUUACAUUGUAAUACUUCUGACAGCCAACCUUUGGACUUUAUAUCAAUCCCAGAAGAAGGAUUAUUGAGUCAUUAUUCGUUUUACACUUUAAGACAUGACGUUGUGCUGUAGAAUUUGUGAAUGUUGAUUCUUGUAUAAUAAAUGAUAUACAUUAGUUUAUACUGGAUUAAGUGUACAUUUUCGUUAACUGUAUUUUGUUAGUUAUGUUUCAACACUCCUCCAUCUUGUGCCAACCAUCAGUUCUUUUUAAGUCUUGGUUCCAAUAGUUGAUAUUUUUCUGAGAGAUUGUCAGUUGGAUCGUCUUUCUGCAAGGUUUUGUAUAUUUUACCUAUCAUAUGAAUAAUUUUUUUUCUGACUCAAAUAGGGUACCCUCAAGAUCAGUCUGAUGGCCAAAAUAUUUCAAAUCGAAAUUUCUUGAUAUGUCACUUUUAAGUUGCAUGUAUUUGAAAAUAUCUACAUUGGUCAGUACAAAAUUGCUUUUUAAUUCUGUCAUGGAAAUACAUUUAUUUCCUGUUACCAAGUCAUUUACGGUUUCUAUGCCUUUAGGUUUCCAUGGGGACCAAUUUAUUGGUGAAUUCUGAAAAGCUAUUUUUAGAUUGUUCCAUAAGGUUGUGUUUUUAGGGAGUGAUAUUGGUUCUUGUAUAAUACAUUUCAUUUUCUUGCAUAUUGUUAUAGUGUUCUUAACUAUGAAGUUGUUAAUGUUCUUAGCUUUAUCCUUAGAAAAUAGACACAUAAAAAGACUCUGGGGAUGAGCAUGCACAUCUUCAAUAUGUACCCGUUGUUCUUCUUUAGUGCUUUUGCAGUGCCUUCAGCAAGUAUUCAAGCAUUCACCCCUUGACUUAUUCCACAUUUUGUUGUGUUACAGCCUGAAUUCAAAAUGGAUUAAAUAUUUUAAAAAAUCUCACCCAUCUACACUUAACACCCAAUAACAACAAAGUGAAAACAUAUUUUUAGAAAUUUAAUCAAAUGUAUUGAAAAUUCAAUACAGAAAUAUCUAAUUGACAUAAUGAUUCACACCCCUUAAUCAAUACUUUGUAGAAGCACCUUUAGCAGCGAUUACAGCUUUAUAUGAUAUUAUUGCACACAGAGUGAGUCCAUGCAAUGUAUUAUGUGACUUGUUAAGCAAAGUUCUACUCCUGAACUUAUUUAGGCUUGCCAUAGCAAAGGGGUUGAAUACUUAUUGCCUCAAGACAUUUCAGGUUUUCAUUUUUAAUUAUAUUGUAAAAAUUGCGGAAAAACACAAUUCCACUUUGACAUUCAAUUUAAUCGAUUUUAAAUUCAUUGAUAUGUAACAAGUCUGGUAAGACUUUUGCCAUUUUAUUGCUAUGAGCUUUGUUAUUUCGUCACAAUUUAUUAAAUUUAUGGGUCUGUAAUCAGCAGGGGACUCUCCAGUUUUUCCUGGUUUUAAUAUAACAGAAAUAACUGUUUAAUACAUGGAACUAGGAAAUUGAGUGAUGUGUGUUGUCAUGUGUGUAAAUAGGGGCGAUACUUUGUCCCAAAAUGUUAAAUAGAAUUCUAUGGAAUCUCUGUUUUUAGUUGGUGUCGUCAGGGGUCGGUCUCAUCUCCAGGGACUGACAGGUAGGAAACUAAAGAACCCAUAGAACACCUGAAUAUUAAAGACCUUCACUACUUCCUCCUGGCACUCACUGUAUGCUACCUGUGAGACUUCUCCUUUACCACCAGGGUCCGCAUCACCGUCCUCUGUAAGAGGCUGGUUGAAAUGGUGGUCCUUAGGAAAAAUGCCAGGGGGGGGGGGGUGAAUACUUUCGCAAGCCACUUCACAGUCCCCGCUGUUCCAUAAGGUGUAUUUUUAUCUGUUUUUUUAAAUCUGAUUUUACUGCUUGCAUCAGUUACCUGAUGUGGAAUAGAGUUCCAUGUAGUCAUGGCUCUAUGUAGUGCUGUGCGCCUCCCAUAGUCUGUUCUGGAUUUGGGGAUUGUGAAGAGACCUCUGGUGGCAUGUCUUGUGGGGUAUGCAUGGGUGUCCGUGCUGUGUGCUAGUAGUUUAAACAGAUUGAUCGGUGCAUUCAGCAUGUCAAUACUUCUUACAAAAACACGUAGUGAUGAAGUCAAUCUCUCCUCUACUUUGAGCCAUGAGAGAUUGACAUGCAUAUUAUUAAUGUUAGAUGCGCUCUGUUCAUUCUCCAUAUUCUGUCGCUAAGUGUAUUUUCUGUUGGUGUAAUUAAGCAUGUUACCGGAGAAUUUUUCAGAGCAUUUUUGGAAAUAAAAAUGUACUAAAUUCUUGAAUAGCUUUUCUUACUUUGAGAAAAAAAGGAGUAGUCUUUUGUAGUUGGGAAUAGUAAUCUCCAAGUGUCCUGUAAAUUAUUUGUAGAGAUGAAAAUGUUCAGCCUCUUUGGAGUUUCAAAAAAAUUGGAAGAGACAAUUACUUAAAGAAGAAAUUAAAGAAAUCCUCUGUCUGCCACUCAUUAAAAAACAUAACUGGCUUAAAUGAUUAGUAUAAAUUGAAAAAUGUAUCAGUUUCACUUAAAGUCAAAAGGUUUGACAGCAAUACCAUAUAAAGUUCAAGUCAGUUGGGAACAGGUUGUUGAUGUCCCAAUACCUUGGCAUCGGGUCUAUAAACUGACAUAUAAAACAACAAUUGACACAUCAAUCCGUUCAUUUCAAUUUAAGAUAUUAUAUAACAUACUUGCUACAAAAAGAAUGCUCAAUAUAUGGAGCAUUGAACAGUCAGCCUUGUGCAGACUCUGCAACGAGGAAACAGAAUCAAUAGAACAUAUUUUCUGGCAACUGUCCAUCGGUGGCUCGCUUUUGGAGUCAGGUCCAGGAAUGUUAUGUCAUAAUGUCAGGGUUCAGGUCGAUCUGCAAACUGUUUUGUUAGGGGAUCUGAAAAACUACGAUCAGUCAAUGGGAGAUAUCAUUAUACUCUUGGGUAAAGUAUUACUUUUUAGAGCAAUAUCAGUAGAAGUGUUACAAACGCGGAGGUUCAGGACCCUCGUAAGACAUCACAGUAGAAUGGAGGGAUGUAUUGGAAAAGGAAAUAGCAAAAUGGUAUUAUACUGGGAAAGAUGGGUUAAUCUGUGGACAUGGGAGGGUUGGAGUUCAGAUCAGAAUGAAUGGUGGAUCGGUCGCUGUGUGUGAAAAUCCAGCACUUAAAGAGGAAAUUAGGAAUAUAUGUAUAAUUAUUUAACUACAGGUACUGUAGAUGUGAGCAAAAUUAGGAUUAGAAAUGAUGCAAACAAUUACAUUGAUAGAACCCACAAUUUAUCUGCAAUAUUAAAGACACACUCUCUGCUUUUUGUGUCUUGAUGUGCCUUUUCAACGUUGUCUGAUGUGUUGACACACCAUCAACACAGAUACUGAGACGGUUGCAGCAGACCCUGAGGCCUGCGUCUGCUCCUUUUCUUAACUUGAAGAGGAAGAGGAAGAGGAAGACACAUGGCAGUUCCAGCUCUGAUCCUCCCACUCAAUCCAUCCAGACAUGGACAUGUUCUGCUGUCACACGGUCCAGGAUUCCUUACUGAGAUCUGACAGCCGCUUCACGAACUACAGAGGGAUUCUCAACUGGAUCAUUAUCCUUCUGAUCCUGACCCAUGCUCACCUGUUCCUGGAUAACGUUAUACAACAUGGCUUCUUAAUUGACUUGAGGAAAGUCUUGGAGCACCUUAUGGAGGACAAUUAUAACCAGACAUCUGUUAACCUGUUACUGGCUGCCAAUAUGUUUGCUAUUGCUGCUCUGCAACUUGAGAGGUGUCUGGAUAAGGGAACACUGUCCCCCAGCGCAGGGCAUUGUUUACACCUGGGAUUACUAAACACUGUUUACACCUGGGAUUACUAA